AUGACCUUCACCAAGCUCGAGAGCCUGGAUGUCCAGCAGCAGGAAGACGAUGGCGGCGGCGCUGUCUACAGACGAAUCGCAUCCGACGAUGGCAAUAUGGACGAUGACAUAGAAGACCACCACAAGGAGAAGCGCUCAACGUCGGCGUCGUCGUCGUCGUCAUCGUCGGAGUCGUCUCUCCAUAGCUUUUCCGCUUCUUCCUCUCGGGACGGAGAAACUGUGCCUGAAACGUCCCGUAUCCUCAGCAAUGCUGCUCAAUUACUAUCUGCUCAAGGAUCUUCCACUUGGCAAGCGCACAUGGACCCCCGCGUGGACUUGAAACUACUGAGUAACCACUUUCGAGACGAGCGAUUAGAGGAGUCGUAUCAACUCUAUUCUUCUACUGUGGACUUCCCAGUCGCGCGUCGACUCAUGCUGGCUCUCGUGGCUUUUGAAGGAGCUGCCUAUUUUCUAUAUCAUAAGCUGAAAGAGGUGUGCAUCUCUCCAACAGGAAACGACUAUACGUGGGUGGACAUCGUCGCGUCGUUGUUACAGGAGACACCUCUGUCGACGCUUAAUGAGACUGAGACGAGCUGCGUCUUCUAUGUCGAGCCUACCUCAAAAGACACAGGACUCACGUGGCUACUGUGGAGUUUUGCGCCCUUUGCAGUCAUUUAUGGUAUAUUGCCAUUGAAGUAUUUUGAAGGCAGUAUGAGUCUACGGAUUGGGGUUUACUAUAUCCGACGACAUUGGAAAUUGAUUGCCACGCUUAUUGUGUUGUGCUGGUCUGUUGGACUGGCCGUGUUCGUGCACCAUGUAUUGGUCGGGAUGAGAAAAAACUUCCAGCAGAGCUUAGCGAACGGAAUGGUCUGCGCGACUGAUACGUUGGUGCCUUUGUCAUGGUACAGUAUGUCCCAAUGGAAGAAAAUCUUGGGAUCGCAUGAACAAAUGACUAUGCUGUCGUGGCUCCAGUUGUACGAUAGCAAGCUGGCGUACUCGCUUCUCAUGGGUGUCUUGGCAGUGCUGGCCGCUUUUGCUGGUAUCGUCGCGGUGGCAAUGAAGCUGGACUUUACUCAUGUGCUGCUGCUGGCUGUGGCGGAGUGGGUUACUACGCUGAUGUUGUGUUUUCUGGGCGCAACCCCAAUGAUUCUAUCAAGUCGACGUGUAAUGAGUUACGAAGCAUUUCUUUUUUUCCUGUGCGUAUUUCUACCCACCUGCUUUACGCUCACAGCUACAUACUCUGAGGACCGUGCUGCACGUAUGGCGUACGCUUCCAAAGUGCGUGCUGAGCGUAUCAACACAACACUGAAACUCGAUCUUUCCGUGAAGCAGUUUGGUCUUGAAAAUCGAAACACCAUGACACGAGAUGAGAAGGAAGCGUUAAAGCAAGCGCUGUGCGCCACUGGAGACAUGGAAUUGAUCAUGACAGUAUCCAUCCCGUUCGCUGAUCUGAAGCUGAAAGAAAUUAUCGCCAAGACGCCGAAUGGUGAGGUCUUGGUUGGCGAAUAUCACCAGACGGAGGUCGUGGUGAAGCGGCUGGCGCAGUCAUGUUUAGUGGCUGAUGGCCUUGCUGCAUUCAAAGCCAAAGUGGAACUGCUGGCAUGUCUACGGCAUCCAAACAUUGUGUUGUUCAUCGGCGCCACCUUCGACAACCUAUCGAAUGUCGGACUUGUCAUGGAAUACCUAAAACGAGGCGACGUGCUCUCAUUGCUGCGCAGCUCUAUCGCGCUAGCCUGGAGUGAUCCUUUGUUAAAGAUUGCUACCGAUGUGGCACAAGGGGUAUCGUACUUGCAUAAUUGCGACCCACCGCUCGUGCAUCGUGAUCUAAAGUCUUCAAACCUGCUGUGUACACGCACAUAUUCAUGCAAGGUAUCAGAUUUUGGCGAGUCAAAGCGACAACUACUACCUGGAAAACUGUUUAGUACUAUCGUGGGCACACCGUACUGGCUGGCGCCCGAGAUCCUGCGCGAGGAGCGCUACGACACGCAAGUGGAUUGCUACAGCUUUGGCGUAAUUCUUGUAGAGCUCGAGACUCGGCAUGAACCCUAUCAUGACCUUCCCAAGAACUACACGACGAUCGACAUCAUGAUGAGCGUGUCGCGCGGAGCUUUGAGGCCAACGAUCCCGGUUUCGUGUUCACCAUGCCGUCGUAAACUCAUCACACGCUGUUUAGACAACGAUCCGGGACGCCGCCCAAAGAUGACAGAGAUUCUAUACGCACUGCAGCAUGAAGUUCGUCAAGAGCUGCUGGACCAAAACUCGAUGGACGUCGUCAGCGAUAAGCGUCGGAUGGUGCUAAUGCAGCAACACCAGAGGCUCAAUCGACGCGGGCUUCAGAACCUCAUGCAUGCCCAUGACGAUGACACUGGAUAA
Molecule: messenger RNA, 2352 nt
Organism: Peronospora matthiolae
Lineage: Eukaryota; Oomycota; Peronosporomycetes; Peronosporales; Peronosporaceae
Source: the annotation of a GenBank genome assembly